Messenger RNA from Chaetomium globosum CBS 148.51, 3084 nucleotides. RefSeq lists its product as uncharacterized. The record is from RefSeq and is a predicted model, not a curated record. NCBI's taxonomy places the organism in Eukaryota, Fungi, Ascomycota, Sordariomycetes, Sordariales, Chaetomiaceae. The transcript has a single exon. Gene Ontology annotation, cellular component: P-body; exosome (RNase complex). Gene Ontology annotation, molecular function: RNA binding; 3'-5'-RNA exonuclease activity. Bases 1 to 3084 code for a protein of 1027 amino acids. Gene Ontology annotation, biological process: mRNA catabolic process.
AUGUCCCCCACCCCCCCCCGCUCGGACCGGCUUCAGUCCCGGUCCGUGUCCACCGAAUCUCCGGCCCCCGAAACGAAGUCUGAGACAGAAACGGCCUCCGGUUCCAUUGACGAUGCGAUGCUUGACUGGGCAGGCCAGGUCAAAGCCCUCUACUCGUCUUCCGAGCCGAACAACAUUCGGGAGUACCUGAGGAUAUGGGACGCCCAAAACCCGGGUCGCCCUACGGUUAUUCCCAGCGACGAACCCACCGAUGGCAGAGUCGGCAAUGUCUUGACCAAGAACCGGGGCGAAAUGAAGUUUAGCGUGGAUGUGCCUACCCCGGACGACGAGGCCACAAGGCUGCACUUUGACGCCGACGACAUGGUCGACUUGAGCCAGAGGGGCUCUGUUCUUAACGCAGGAGAUCUUGUCGAGGUCAGCUCAACGACGUGGGGGCUCCGCCUCUUGGCUGUUUGCUUGGGUCUCUUCGAAGGCCACUACCAUUUCUACACCAGCAAUGGCAAGUGGUUCACAAGCCAGACCAUCCGCACCGGCUUCGUCGUCAAGAACUUCAUAGAUGACCCCGCCGAUCUGCGCGCUGUUGUGGAUGCCCUUCCCUCGCUGUCGCCCUCCGCCAUGGAGCUUAACGAGCUCCACGUCCUCAAAACCGGUCCCUCUCGCGAUGUUGCGGCCCCGCUGAUCCACAAGAUGCACAAGUUUCAUAUCGCCUCGCGCGAGAUUAGCCAGACCUAUGUCGAGAGGCUCAGUCGCGUCCCUAAGUCGUUUGGAGAAAAGGAGAGGAUACUCAGCCUGCGAGAGAUUGCCAACGCUCUGCUUCCUGCCAACCUCAAGCGGAACAAGGGGGUCUUUCCCCCGGAGGCCAUGUACGCCGUCUAUUCUGCCAUUGAGGCCAAAGAGGUCUCCCUCCGCCCUCUAGACCGAGGCGCCCGACAUCACGAAUCCUACAUGUUUGCCCUCCAGUCGGCCAAAGUGCAGCAGAACGUCGCCCAAAUCGAGCAACUGGUUCGUGGUUAUUACGAACAUAUUAGUGGCCAGAGCGAAAAGGUCAAAGGCCGUUCCGCCUCAACCUUCUCCGAGUUCAGCGCUUUUCUGGAGCAGGCUCGCGACAUGAUUGAUCAGGUUCGGAAAGAUCGUGAGUGGUCGCCACAUGGUAUGAUAGGGCCGUCGAAUAAGCGCGGUCCGGGUCCGUCUGCGCGAGAUAUCCCCGCCUGGACGGAAACCAGUCUCGCCGUCAUCGAAUUUAUAGAGCAUUGGGCGGCAUCGGGCGGGUUCCGUACUGGCUCGCGUUACGACUGGAUUGGGCCCUCUAUCCUGCGGGCUAUUCGCCGCUAUGACGACGCAAUCCUCGACAAUACUACCGGUUGGACCUUUCUGCAGGAAAUAGGUUGGAUUCCACCAUGGGACGUCAGCGCCCGCCAUCUUCUGCGCCUUCCGGAGCAAAAACUCGACCGACACAUUGGUCUUCUGCCGGACACGAAAUCCAAAGCCGCAGUUGCCGAGCUUGGUCCAGACCUCCUCGCUGAGCUUCGGCAGGAUUUCGCUCGCUUGACCGUUUACUGCAUAGACUCGGCCGACACACUCGACGUUGACGACGGAAUCUCACUGGAGCCCGUGGGCAACGGGGAGUAUUGGAUCCAUAUCCACGUCGCUGAUCCAGCUUCACGCAUCCCCCCAAGCCAUGAGCUUGCCAAGCAGGGGGCGUUGAAGGCACAGACCAGUUAUCUGGCCGGCUUUUGCCAACGCAUGCUCGACCGGGACGACGUCCGAGACACUUUUUCACUCGGCCCCAACCAGUCUACCCUCACCUUCAGUGCCCGAGUCGACGAUACGGGCCGCAUACUUGAUAGCAAGGUGACACCCGGAAUUAUGCGAGAUGUCGUCUACAUCACCCCCGAGGACGUGUCCUCAGUGGUAGGUGAUGCUGGUGCGUCAGCUUUGCGCCCAGAUGUUCUCGAAGUCGGGCCACGUCCGGCAAAGGAUACUCCCCCGGUGAGGAGGAUGACCACCCCCAAGGAAUUGUCAAGCGAGCAAACGAACGAACUCAUGACGUUAUCGAAACUGGCCCAGGCUAUUCAUCGCGUUCGCCUCGACAAUGGAGCCACCCCCGCUUUCCUACCCAAGCCCAAAGCCUCGGUCUCCUUAGAUGGCGUUGCUCGAGGAGCAACCAACGGAAACUCGGCAUUCUACGGCGGGGACCCGUACAUUCGUGUCGAAUACAGCGGCCAGGGCAGCCCUCUGGUCAGCAGCCUGAUGCAGCUAGCCGGCGAAAUUGGCGCUCGGUGGUGCUACGAGCGGGAAAUCCCCAUCCCCUACCGCACGCAGCUGCUGGCUGGCCAGAACUCAGAAGAGUUGAGGACGUUCACCCGGGAUGUCUUCUACCCCCAGCUGAUGGCUGGUAAGAACCCGCCAGCCGAAGAGUGGAAUAAGCUGCGCAGCCUCGUGGGUGGCUACGACAUCUCAACCACCCCGGCUCCCAACCCGGCAAUGGGCUUGGAUCUCUACACCAAAGUAACCUCCCCGCUCCGCCGCUAUCCCGAUCUGCUCGUGCACUGGCAGAUCGAGGCCGCUCUACGGGAAGAGCACCGCCUCGGCAAGUCUCUCGCCGCCAGAAAAUUCGGGGCCGACAGCACCGUCAACGAGGUCACCGCUCCGCCGGCCGGCGAUAAGACAUCAAAGAAGGAAGCCCUCGCCUUCCUUCCCUUCUCCAAAAAACAGCUCGACGAGAGCGUGCUGCCGCGCCUGCGCCUCCGCGAGCGCCACGGCAAGCUGAUCGACAACGUCGAAGGCAAUAACCAGUGGAUCCUGCAGGCGCUGGUGCGCGCGUGGCGCUUUGGCGAGAGCAGCUCGCCCGCGUCGUCGCCGCUGCCCAAGACGUUCCGCUUUACCGUCUCGGAUAUCAGCGCCAGCCGCGUCAUUAGGGGGGCGAUUGACUGGUUCGACCAGUCGGCUGUCGUGGAGCUGGGGGGGCUGGGGGGCGUCGCGAGGAUCAGCGAGGUGAAGCCGGGGGAUAUGUUCGAGGUGGAGCUGGCGGAUGUGAAUGUGCAUGCGAACAAAAUCUAUGUGAGGCUUUUGAAGAGGAUCUAG